This is a messenger RNA of Catharus ustulatus (Swainson's thrush), 971 nucleotides long. RefSeq names its product endothelial differentiation related factor 1 (gene EDF1). The record is from RefSeq and is a predicted model, not a curated record. The coding region runs from base 40 to 486 and encodes 148 amino acids. The transcript has 5 exons. Gene Ontology annotation, molecular function: DNA binding. NCBI's taxonomy places the organism in Eukaryota, Metazoa, Chordata, Aves, Passeriformes, Turdidae. Gene Ontology annotation, cellular component: nucleus.
GUGCCCGGCGGCGGGCGCGGCCCGGGCGGGGUCGGAGCGAUGGCGGAGAGCGACUGGGACACGGUCACGGUGCUGCGCAAGAAGGGCCCGAGCGCGGCCCAGGCCAAGUCCAAGCAGGCGAUCUUGGCGGCCCAGCGGCGCGGGGAGGACGUGGAGACCUCUAAGAAGUGGGCGGCAGGCCAGAACAAGCAACACUUCAUUACAAAGAACACGGCCAAGCUUGACCGUGAAACAGAGGAGCUGCACCAUGACAGAGUUUCCCUGGAGGUGGGAAAAGUGAUCCAGCAGGGCCGGCAGAGCAAGGGCCUCACACAGAAGGACCUGGCCACGAAAAUCAAUGAAAAACCACAAGUUAUCGCUGACUACGAAUCAGGACGAGCAAUCCCAAAUAACCAGGUCAUGGGCAAGAUCGAAAGAGCCAUUGGCCUCAAACUGCGUGGAAAGGACAUUGGAAAACCGCUGGAAACUGGCCCCAAAGGGAAAUGAUAACAAAGCCUCGAAAUCGGUUUGCUCAGACUGAUCUGGUUCUCCUCAACCACUCUGCAUAUUGCCAAGCUGAACAAGAGGGUUUCAGACUAGCUUUGGGGGGAAAUCUGCUGCAUCUGUACCUGCUGUAAAAAGGCAACCUUAAAGAAGCAAUUUACCUGAUGUUUGUUUUUCCUUGCUCCUUUUCAAAGAUUGAGGAUCUAAACCCCAAGAAAAAACCCAAACCCUGCCUCUGGUUUGCCAGAAAACAUGUGCAUUGUGGUGUUAGCAGCAGCUGAUGUUAAGGCACUUAGGGUGGUCUGAAAUAUGAUGAUUUAAUUGAAACAAUUUGGGGGAUGGGUGAGAUGUAUUAUAUAUAAAUAAUUUGGGAGAAUUGGGGCUUGAUCAGAAAUGAUGACUCAGUCGCUGUAUCUCAAUGAGUUUGGUUUGUUCUUUCCAGCCUGUUUUAAAGAGAUCUAUAAUAAAGUUUGAUACCCUUCAGUUGC